This is a messenger RNA of Strongylocentrotus purpuratus (purple sea urchin), 2062 nucleotides long. Its product is annotated as WSC domain-containing protein 1. Bases 385 to 1365 code for a protein of 326 amino acids. The transcript is spliced from 4 exons. The record is from RefSeq and is a predicted model, not a curated record. NCBI's taxonomy places the organism in Eukaryota, Metazoa, Echinodermata, Echinoidea, Camarodonta, Strongylocentrotidae.
UCGUAACUUCUAUACCAUCUUAAGGACACCAAACCUUUAAGAUUUGGCACAGUUUAUGUAUACCUAGUUUAUCUACACAUGGAUGCAUAGACGUACGUCCGACUAUACUAGGCCAGGUUAAAUUGUACAGUCGAAUGUUGUGCAUUGCAGGAAGAUUUUGCGGACAACUGCUUCGUUGAAUUCCCAAGACUUUGUGGGAAUAGAAUUUCCCUGCCGUGUAAAAUCAAUUGGAAUCUUUUGAUAUUUGAUUCUUGUUUGUUAUUGAUCUCACCAGUUUAUGUUGUCAGUGACAUUGGUCUGUUUUUUUUUCUCGCAUUGUAGCCAAAUAGGAUUGGAUCUGAAUACAGAGGCAGUACAUCCAAGAAAGGGCCAACAAAAAUUAAUAUGACAGGUUUCCCAAAUCGAAUAGAGAUAAACAAGAAGUCAGUGGCCUUGUUAAUCUUCAUAGCGCUUUGGUGCAUCGUAAUGUUAGUAAAGUUGGAACAGCUUGUACAUGUUCCUGCAAGAAUGGAACGUGUUGGGAAUACACAUCAACCAGCCAUGAAUACCAGGACAACACCAAGACAAGUCCUAGAGCAAAAACCGUCAUGCAAUGACACCUACAGCACCAAUCUGAUGCCAGCGGGAACGUUCCCGCUCGUAGCUCUUGCUAGUUUUCCCGGGUCGGGAGACAGGUGGGUGAGGAGAAUGAUCGAAAGAGCCACUGGCUAUGCGACAAGUAGUGUCUACCACAUCCAGACCUAUGAAAAAGAUUUCAUCGGAGAAAUGCGAAAUGUUGCAGCAGGCGAGACAAUAGUAUCAGGGAUGCACGACUAUUGGCGGGGAUACACGAACAAAAUAGAUGGCCAAAUAUCCAUCAAUAAAGCCAUCUUGAUCAUGCGUAACCCCUACCAAGCAAUAAUAGAUGAGUUUGUUCGAUUGGGAUUUGGGCCGAACGGCAUCGUCGACGAGAACAGGUUCCGGAGCGAAGCCUGGUCCGUGUAUGUGUCUGAGACUUUUAAGUUCAGUCGUUGGCUGAAACUAUCGCGGACUCUGUUUGAGUUAUGCAACCAUCAAGGCGCCAAUUCCCCUUGCAAGUCCAUUCUUAUUGUAUACUAUGACAAUUUAGAAACAAACUUGGAAGAUGAGCUGCGCCGAAUUAUGAAGUUCCUCGAUGUUGAUGUUAAUGAGCAUCGUUUAUCCUGUUCAGUGGCAUCCGCAGAUGCCUCUCCACAUCGACCGCAUCCGCCAAAUCUGUCUUUUGAUCCUUUCACCAAAGAGCACCAUGAAAGACUUGACGAAGAUUUAAAAACUUUUCAUCAAUGGCUAGUACAGGAGGGACUUCCCCAGUCCCCUCCUGGUUUUAGCCUCAACACCAUCAUGUGAUUACGGCGAACUUCUCUUUUUCUCACGAUGGUGUAGACAGGAAUCAAAGGGAAAUCCAACCUUAGUAGCGAGUCGCUCUGAUAGAAAAAAGAAAGUCAGAGACCAUGAAACCAUGACAAGAUCACGAUUGUGUAAUUACUAUACAUGUGGGAAAUUCAAGUAGGCUGAUUUGGUGAUUUGACUGUGACAAAUUUCAUUUUUCCUACACACACACACACACACACACACACACAAAUUAAAAUGCAAUUUUUAUUUUAAAAAUAAAAAUAGUAUUACUCAGGGGGAUCUUUUCUGCUCGUUUGGAGGACCUAUAACAUGCCAUCCAAUAGUGCCUCAAGCGAGAAGGCGUUUACUAGAAAACUAAACCCUUUUUUAUUAUUUGUUAUCGUUUUUUAUAAUUUGUAUUUGUUGUACAGUAACCUAACAAUGUGUGGUAGAAUGGUGGAAAGAUCGAUGUUCUAGAUCUUAAAUAUCUUAACUCUAGUGCCACUGAGAAAAUUACUUAUGCUUUAAUUUCAUCUCGCUUGGAUUUUGGUAAUGGGCUUUUGUUUGGUUCGCCUCACAACCUACUCACACAAUUACAAAAAUUACAGAAUGCUGCUGCUCGUGUCGUGACCCUGUCCAACAAGUACAAUCACAUCACACCAGCCCUCAAAUCACUCCAUUGGUUGCCCGUAGAAGAACGUGUUGUUUUCAA